UCUCCCGCAUAGGUGAUUUACUCCUUCCAGUCAAUAUGGCCGCUUUAGAAGCUCCACAAGAGAGGCUGAGGAAAUUUAAAUACCGAGGCAAAGAUGCAUCCGCAAGGCGGCAACAGCGGAUCGAGGUCAGCAUAGAGCUCCGGAAGGCCAAGAAGGACGAACAUACCUUAAAGAGAAGGAACAUCACAGAUGCCUUCUCCAAGCCGUCUUCUAAGGAUGUGGUAGAAGGGACCGGGCCCAACCUGGAUGAAAUAGUCCAUGGGAUGAAUAGCCCAGACCCGGUCCUAUGUUUCUGGGCCACCCAGACGGCCAGGAAACUGCUGUCCCAGGAGAGAAACCCACCCCUGAAGGUGAUCGUGGAAGCGGGACUGGUCCCCCGGCUGGUGGACUUUUUGAAGUGUUUCCUUUACCCUCAUCUACAGUUCGAAGCAGCCUGGGCGCUGACCAACAUCGCCUCAGGGCCCUCGGAGCUAACCCAGGCUGUCGUGGACGCGGGUGCCAUCCAGCCCCUGAUGGAGCUCCUGUCUUCCCCCAAUGUGUGUGUGUGUGAACAGGCAGUGUGGGCCCUGGGUAAUAUAGCAGGUGACAACACAGAGUUCAGAGACAUCGUUAUCUCAAGCAACAUUAUCCCACAUCUACUAGCCCUGGCUUCAACAACCAUACCAAUCACGUUUCUGCGGAACAUUGCGUGGACCCUUUCCAACCUGUGCCGGAACAAGGACCCCUACCCUUGUGAAGAGGCAGUGAAGGAAAUGCUGCCUGCCCUCUUAAACCUCCUGCAACACGAUGACGUCGAGGUUCUCUCGGAUGCCUGCUGGGCCCUGUCCUACCUCACCGAUGGCUGCCAGGAGCGCAUUGACCAAGUGGUUGCCGCAGGAGUUCUGCCCAGGAUGGUGGAGCUCAUGAAAAGCUCAGAACUCCGUAUCAUGACCCCCUCUCUCCGCACGGUGGGAAACAUCGUCACGGGAACAGAUCAGCAGACCCAGAAGGCCAUCGAUGCGGGCAUGCUGGAUGUGCUGGUUCAGCUCCUGAGGCACCCCAAGUCCUCCAUCCAGAAGGAGGCGGCCUGGACGCUGAGCAACGUGGCUGCAGGGAACUGCCAGCACAUCGAGCAGUUGAUCAAUCAUGGCAUGCUGCCCAUCUUGGUGUCGUUGUUGAGAAAUGGAGAGUUUAAAGUCCAAAAAGAGGCUGUGUGGGUGGUGGCUAACUUCACGAUGGGGAGCACCCCAGAUCAGUUGGCCAUGCUCAUCCAAUCGGGAGUCCUGAAGCCGCUGACGAGUCUGCUCACUUGCCAUGACCACAAGACCGUUGUCAUCAUCCUGCAGACCAUCUUCUAUAUUCUCCAGUCUGCAGUGAAUUCUCACGAUUUGGAGAAAAACCUCCGAGCCAUGAGAGCCAAGUGGAGGAAGAAGAGAAUGCGCAGACUGACGUGCAGAGAAGAAAGAUGA
Molecule: messenger RNA, 1448 nt
Organism: Echinops telfairi (small Madagascar hedgehog)
Lineage: Eukaryota; Metazoa; Chordata; Mammalia; Afrosoricida; Tenrecidae
Gene: KPNA7
Product: karyopherin subunit alpha 7
Exons: 11
Coding region: 36-1448 (470 amino acids)
Biological process (GO): NLS-bearing protein import into nucleus
Cellular component (GO): cytoplasm; nucleus
Molecular function (GO): nuclear import signal receptor activity; protein binding
Source: RefSeq, a predicted model, not a curated record